This is a messenger RNA of Boeremia exigua, 1325 nucleotides long. Its product is annotated as putative rRNA assembly protein Mis3. The transcript has 2 exons. Gene Ontology annotation, cellular component: nucleolus; small-subunit processome. Gene Ontology annotation, molecular function: RNA binding. The coding region runs from base 134 to 1159 and encodes 341 amino acids. Lineage: Eukaryota; Fungi; Ascomycota; Dothideomycetes; Pleosporales; Didymellaceae. The record is from RefSeq and is a predicted model, not a curated record.
GGACCGGCGCUAAGAUAAGAUAAGAGCUGCCUUGGCACGUGCGCUAACGUUUAAACUUUGGCAGACGCGCUAAUCUUCCGCUCCGCAAAAAGGUUCUCUCGCUUUCAAACGAGCUUUGCAGACAGACGCCACGAUGCCGUCUACACAUAACGCCGAGAAGCCAUGGGAUACUGACGAUAUCGACAAGUGGAAGAUCGAGCCCUUCAAACCCGAAGACAACACCGCCGGCCCCUUCACCGAGGAGUCGAGUUUCUCCACCCUCUUUCCCAAGUACCGCGAACAAUACCUUAAGGGCUCUUGGAAAUUUAUCGAGUCGGCUCUGAAGAAACAUGGCAUCACUGCUACGCUCAAUUUGGUCGAGGGCUCAAUGACGGUUGCAACAACCCGCAAGACGUAUGACCCGGCCGCAAUCCUAAGCGCGCGCGACCUUAUCAAGCUGCUUGCGCGUAGCGUACCUGCCCCGCAGGCGGUCAAGAUCCUCGAAGACGACGUGGCUAUGGAUAUCAUCAAAAUCAGGAAUCUGGUCGGCAACAAGGACCGCUUCGUCAAGAGGCGGCAGCGCAUCUUGGGACCGAACGGCUCUACGCUGAAAGCGCUCGAGCUGCUGACAGAGUGCUAUUUGCUUGUGCAAGGCAACACGGUCGCGGCUAUGGGCCCCUACAAGGGCCUGAAGACAAUACGACGCAUUAUCGAGGACACCAUGCAUAACGUCCACCCCAUUUACGCCAUCAAAGAGCUCAUGAUCAAGAAGGAGCUUGCGAAAGAUCCGGAAUUAGUGAAUGAGAGCUGGGACCGCUUCCUGCCCAACUUCAAGAAGCGUUCGCUUAGCAAGCGUAGAGUGCCUCACAAGGUCACCGACAAGAGCAAGAAGACGUACACCCCGUUCCCGCCGGCGCAGGAGAAGAGCAAGGUGGACCUGCAGAUCGAAAGUGGAGAGUAUUUCUUGGGCAAGCAUGCGAAAGAGCGCCAGGCUCGAGAGGAUCGCGACGCAAAGAUGAAGGAGAAGAUGGAGGACAAGCGGAAAGAGAGGCAGGCCGGGUUCGUUGCGCCAGAGGAGGAUGGCGAAAAGAAGAAGAAGAAGCGGAAGCGCGAGGAAGGGGAGGACCCGGAGAAGAAAAAGAAGAGGAGUCCGAGAGGAGAGGCAGAGGAAGCAUCAUAGCGGUCACAUCGCUCCAUGACCAGAAUAAUAGUCGAAUGUCCAGAUGCCCAGUUUGGACACCUCGCGGUCAGAACAGCGCAUUAGCGACUCCCCGACGGGAUAGUCAGCAUUCAUCGGUGUUCAGGAUAGUCACAAGGUUCAAUACCCAUUACAUUUACUCUACAAC